Molecule: messenger RNA, 1754 nt
Organism: Marasmius oreades (fairy-ring Marasmius)
Lineage: Eukaryota; Fungi; Basidiomycota; Agaricomycetes; Agaricales; Marasmiaceae
Exons: 14
Coding region: 60-1754 (564 amino acids)
Source: RefSeq, a predicted model, not a curated record
UUGCGAGAGGAAUUCCCAGAAUACUUGGAGAGCGUUGCUUCCCUUCCUAGCCUCCGGUCAUGCAUCUCGGGUUGUGGGCUGUCGCCUUACAGGCAUCCAUCGUUCUCGCGGCUCCUCUUGCGGGGCCAACGGUCGAGCUUGACUCCGCUACGGUCACUGGCACAUCAUCCGGAAGAGCCUCCAGCUUCUUAGGGAUACCUUUUGCCAAACCACCGACCGGGGACAGGCGAUUCCGUCUUCCUGAAUCAAUCGACCCAUAUUCGACUUCCUUCAGCGCGACUUCUAUGGGUCCAGCCUGUCCUCAGCAAUCAGUGAAACUGCCUAUUCUCACUGGACUCCCUGCCGAUGCCGUCAAUUUCGUCGUAAACUCGAUUUAUCAAGUUGUUUUCCCAGACGACGAAGACUGCCUAACUAUCAAUAUCAUCAAACCUGCCGAUGCAACUCCCACCUCGGAUCUUCCGGUUGUUGCGUGGAUAUUUGGUGGUGGAUUUGAGCUGGGAUCUCCUCAGAUGUAUGAUGGCACGGGCAUUGUGGAGCGUUCGAUUUCACUCGGUCAACCGGUCAUCUAUGUCUCAAUGAAUUACCGGGUUACUGGUUUCGGCUUCUUGGCUGGUAAGGAGGUAAAGGCAGCAGGAGUCGGUAAUUUAGGGCUCCAGGAUCAGCGUGAGGCACUCAGAUGGAUACAAAAGUACAUUGGCGCUUUUGGUGGUGAUCCCACGAAGGUUACCAUGUGGGUGCAAUAUAAUGCGCUUGAUUUUAUCCGUUCAGCUGACUGGAAUUGGCUUAUUUCAAGUUGGGGUGAAUCUGCGGGAGCCAUCUCCGUCUCCCUUCAAAUGCUUGCUGAUGGAGGAGAUACCAAGGGACUCUUCCGCGCUGCCUUUAUGCAAUCGGGUUCCCCCAUUCCAGUUGGAGAUAUCGCAAACGGCCAAAAGUACUACGAUGCAAUUGUUCAGGAGACCGGAUGCACAGGGUCUUCAGACACACUCGCAUGCUUACGGACAGUCCCAUACGCGAAACUUAAGGCUGCCAUUGACGAUUCUCCCGGAAUUUUCUCCUACCAGUCAUUGAAUUUGGCAUGGCUACCUCGAGCGGAUGGUGUUUUCCUUACCGACAAUCCGCAGAGGCUGGUUCAACAAGGAAAGGUUGCCAAAAUUCCCAUUGUGAGCGGUGAUUGUGAUGAUGAAGGGACCCUCUUCUCCCUCUCGACCCUUAAUGUGACAACUGAGAGCCAAAUUCGCACAUACGUGAAGACGGAAUUCCUUUCAACCAUUCAGGACGCCGAUCUGGAUAUCCUGUUGAAGGCAUACCCACAGGACCUCGUUCAGGGCUCACCUUACGACACGGGAUUUUUGGACGCUUUAAGUCUCCAGUUCAAGCGAUUCGCGUCCUUCCAGGGUGAUGCGGUGUUCCAAGCACCUAGAAGAUUCUUUUUAAAUAAUCUCAGCGGAAAACAAAAGAUGUGGUCGUUCUUGAGCAAGCGAGGCAAAGCCUUGCCGUUCUUGGGUGCUGCUCACGGAACCGACAUACUCAACAUAUACGGUGGAGGCGAGCUGGCAGACUACCUUAUCCGUUUCGCUACCAACUUGGACCCUAAUGGUCCUGGAUCGGCCUCGUGGCCAGAGUACACUACAGCGUCUCCGUCUCUUUUGACGCUUGUUGACAACCUCCUUUUCCCGAUACAAAUCACGCAAGACACGUAUAGGAAGGGUGCGAUGGAUGCUGUUACAAAGAUUACCCUGGAAAACCCAGUGUAA